UGCUACGUCAAAGGUUGCACUCAAACGAACAAGAGACGGGACCACAUACUUGUCCAUGUUGGAUCGCAUGUCGAGCAUCGUCCCUUCCAGUGCGACGAAUGCGGAAUGAGGUUCCUCCGGAAGAACGAAUGUAAGCGACAUAUGUCUAGCCAUGUCGGCUUGAAGCCGUAUACCUGCUCCAUCUGCGCACCAUACCAAGAGAAGAGUUUUGUUCGCCAGGAUCUACUCAAGAGGCAC
Messenger RNA from Phanerochaete carnosa HHB-10118-sp, 237 nucleotides. RefSeq lists its product as uncharacterized. NCBI's taxonomy places the organism in Eukaryota, Fungi, Basidiomycota, Agaricomycetes, Polyporales, Phanerochaetaceae. The transcript is spliced from 2 exons. The annotation marks the transcript as partial. The record is from RefSeq and is a predicted model, not a curated record.